AUGGCACAGCCCACCGCUCCCAACAUGGCGAAUCCAGCCGCCGACGCAGCCACCCUCACCGCCAGCAACUACACCGUGGACAAGUCUCAGAUCCCUCGUCCGUACAAGUGUCCGCUCUGCUCGCGCGCCUUCUACCGUCUCGAACACCAGACCCGCCACAUUCGCACUCACACCGGCGAGAAGCCCCACGUCUGCACCCAUCCUGGAUGCGAGAAGCGUUUCAGCCGCUCCGAUGAACUCACCCGACACGUGCGCAUCCACGCCAAUCCCAAAAAGGGUGGCGCCCAUGCCGAUGACAAGAAGGCAGCCGCACGCAAGUCCGGCUCCAACCCUUCUUCCCCCCACGGCGCUGCUCCCGCCAUCGCCUCCGCUUCCUCCAAGCCUGGAUCCGCCCACGCCAACAGGUCGUUCCGCUGGCAGCUAGGCGCCGAGGAAGACGCAGAGGACAGCGAUUCGGAUCGCGAGCUUCGCCACGCCGCUCGCCCCGCCCGCACCGGCGAGAUGUCGGCACUCGCCAUGCUCGCCAGCGACGAGCUCCACGAACUCCAGCGUGCCGAGCGCGAGGGCCGUCGCUCGGGUCCUCACCCGCCUCAUGCCUACCAUUCGCACUACGCUCCCGACGCCUACACCGACCGCUACCACGCCCACGGCUCUACUGCCGCCGCCGCCUCCGGUCACACCUCUGCAAGCUACGCCUAUCCGCCUCCUCCCGCUUCGUCCGGCGAGAGCACGCCGCCCGGCUGCUCGCACGAGGACUGCCACCGCAAGUACAACGACCGCAUCGCCUCGGCAAUCCUCGCUCGCCCGGCCCAGAACCGCUACGCCGCCGAGUGUGGCUAUUCGCGCCCUUCCCACGCCGGCUACAACGGCAGCCACCCUCCUCCGAGCCUCUACCGCUACUACCAGCACGGCUCGCACCACGGCGCCGGCGGUUGGGCCUCCACCUCUUCCAGCGUGCCUAGCAGCGUCGAACACUCGCCGCGCUUCUCGCCCGACGACCACCUGCACGGCGACGACUACGCCUCCGAGUCGGAGCAUGCCGCUUCCCUGCACGACGACGCCAAGCCCCCGCGUCUGCCGCUCGCACCCUCCGGCCCCGCGCCCCUCGCGACGCACAGCAACUCCCACUGGACCCCGAGCAGCAGCCCCGUACUCGGCCCUCUGCGCAACAUGAGCCUGCUCGGCGGCAACACCGUCCCCAACAGCCCUUACACUUCGCGUCCCGGCUCCCCCGUCCUCCACAGCCGCCACGCCCACGGCCUCUCGCCGCCGCACCACCAUCGCUCCCACGAGGGCCCCGCGCAUCAGUCGGGUCUCGGUCACCACGGCUCCCACCGACACCGCUCGCAUCCCUACAUGGAAUCUUCCGCGCGCUCCCGCUCGCAUCACCACCUUUCCUCGCUCGGCGCAACUCCCAUGCAGCCUAGCUCCUCUUCCCACGCCAUCCCCUCCAGCACCUCGGGCGAGCGAAGCACCGCUGUCGAGCUCGACUCCCAUGCCAGCGGCUCGGCUUCCACCUCGGCCUCCACUUCGCCUGCGCAGCCCUCGCACAUGCCGCCCAAGCUCUCGCGCAGCCACAGCUUUGGCUCGCGAAGCAAAGGCAUCCCUUCGCUCAACUCGAGCACCAGCCUUUCGGCCUACCAUCUCACGCCUGCGCAUCCGCCCGCGGCAGAUGCAGAGCGAGGCUCGCGUCGCACCAAGAUCGAAGACAUCUUGGACGGCGGCAUGGGCAGCCUCAAGCCGCAUGCCUCGCGCUCGUCUUACCCGCAUCUGGUGGCGGAUCCGUCCUCGAGGACUCUGCCCCCGCCUUUCCCCGCCAGCGCCUCUCACCGCGACGGCAGUCAUCACCCGGUUCCCGGCCACCACCACACGCACGCCUACAACUACCAUCCCUACGGCGAUCACAAGAAGAGCAUGCGCAGCAGCUCACGCUCGGCGCCUGCCAGCCGUUCCGGAUCGCCUCACGGCUCGCCUACCUUGCACCCGCUCGCAAGCUUGCCCAAUGCACUGUCGUCUCGAUCGCAUUCGCGACAGAGCUCGAUCGGAAACGCCUUUGCCCAUCCGGGGAACGGCUUGGUCAGCGCCGAGUCGAGCCCGACUAGCGUCUAUUCGCAGAUCCCCGGGAGCGCGUCCAACUCGCCUGCAGCGGGCGCUCCUAGCGUUGCGCGCAGCAAAAAGGGGCUAGGCGGGUUUGGCAUGACGCCCAUUCACUCGGCUCAGCGCGACCGCGAGCAUAACACCACGCUGCCCUCGCUCGGUCAGGCGCUCUCGCGCGAGACUUCGCCGAUCAGCAUGGUGCUCCCGCCGCCGAUGAAGCGCAUGCCAUCGGAUGGCGCGCCGGAGGUCGACAUGUCGCCCGCCUAA
Molecule: messenger RNA, 2364 nt
Organism: Moesziomyces aphidis
Lineage: Eukaryota; Fungi; Basidiomycota; Ustilaginomycetes; Ustilaginales; Ustilaginaceae
Source: the annotation of a GenBank genome assembly